AUGUCUAGCACCCUUGUCGCGCAGACAGGCGUUCAGCUCUCGUCUGCGCCUGACAGCGAUAACGAACCAGUUCUCGCAGGGCGGAAGAGGAAGACCUCUGAAGAAACGCUGGCGAAUAAAGCCAAUGCGCCGCGCCAGAAGAUCACAAGAGCUUGCGAUAGCUGCAAGGAAAAGAAAACCCGCUGCACCGGAACUCUGCCAUGCGGGAGAUGUACAAGGCUGUCGCUCGCCUGCGAGUAUAACGCCGCAUAUUCUCGAGGUUUGCCUCCACAGCCGCCCCCGGCGCCUCCAUCGGUCGCGGCUAGAUAUUCGAGAAACCGCUCGGCCUCCCAUGUCUCAAUUUCACAGAGUCCUGUUUCCCGGAGAUCGCCUCCCGCGAGGGGAUCAUCUGGAGCCACAAGAACCCCACGCUCGCAAAUCUCACAAACAUCCGUGGAGAUAUCACCGCGGCGCAAUUCUCCUGAUCCGGUAGCUACUGACUUCGAGGGAAACUAUCUCGGUCCAGCAUCGGGUGUUUCGUUUUUGAACCGUGUCUGGCGGCGUCUGCACCAGGAUGAGACAAGCGCUAUUCCGGAAGAGUUGCAGAGCGAAUGGUGCCCUAAUAAAAACACUUCGGUGUUUAUGUUCGGUGAUAAACCAUAUACAGACUAUCGCAAUGCUGGCUUCAUUCUUCCUGCAUUUGAUAAAGCUCUAGAGUUGGUGGGCAGGUACUUUGAUUAUGCGAUGGUCACGUAUCGCUUCCUUCAUCGAGGAAGCGUCGAAGAAUGGCUUAGACAGGUUUACAGCCAUGAUAUAUCCUCGUCGAACUUGCCUACAGGGCCUUUGGUUGCUCGAACUUCCAUAAUUCUCAUGAUUUUUGCUGUAAGUACCUUGCAUGAAGAGCAAACUCAGGGGGAUCAGGCAGAGUCUUCGAGUGAAAGUGAGAGGUGGUAUGCCGCAUCGAAACAGAUGCUCACAAUGGAACUCGGCCCUCCGCGUCUCGAGACUGUUCAAGCACGACUGGGUCAGUGUCUUUACCUUCUUUCUUCUUCAAGGGCCAACGAAUGCUGGUAUACAUUUGGCACUGCCGUACAACUAGUCACGGCUAUUGGCUUGCAUCGACGGUGUGCACCUAAGCUGUCCAAGAAGGGAAUCUCGUAUCUAGAGAGAGAGCUCCGCAAGCGAAUCUUGUGGAGCGCCUAUACACUAGACAAAUAUCUCAAUGUUAUCUUUGGGCGGCCUCGGUUAUUACACGAUGUAGAUAUUGAUCAGGAACUUCCCGAUGAGGUGAACGAUGAGGAUAUCUUACAGGAUGACCCGGCUCUGCGUUUAGGCACGGCAGAUUCGAUGAUGAUCGCAUCUGUCCUACACUUUAGACUCGGACGCAUACUGGGCGAGAUCUCGCGCGAGUUUUACACAGUUAAUCCUAUUUUCCGCCAGUCACCUCUCGAAGCCGCUGUACGGAUUACAUCGGAACUUGAAAAAUGGAAAGAAACCACGCCGCCAUUGUUUAACAGUGUCCGCCCAACGAGUCUCAUCCCACCCCUGUGUAGGCAAAGCCAAGUCCUUCAACUCGCUUACUGCCAUGCUAUGAUCCAUGCAACUAGGUCUUUCCUGUUGAACGAUUUCACCGAUCUAAGCCGUCGGCCAGCAGCUCCACAUCCGACGGUGACGGCCCAUGUAAGUAAGUGUCUCGAGGCCGCCGAGCAUGUCAUGAACCUGGUGGACAGCAUAGCAAAGCAAGGCACCCUAAUCCAGUCGUUUUGGUUCACCCACCACGUGUGUUUCUGUGCAAUCGUGGUGGUCUAUAUCCACACAAUCCAGCAGCACCGACUGUCGUCAACUUUAGAACCUGCCGAGAUGGACAAGAACCGCGUUCGGUCUCUUUUCAGUCUUGCAGAGCAAUGCCAACAACAUUUGGCGGAAGCCACGCGGAAGAAUUGCCCUAGCCGCCGGUACGGCAUCAUCCUUGAGGAAACGAGAUUAGAGGUGCACAAGCAACUUGGCUGCCAGUUCAGCGAUGGUACCCUUGGGAAUGUCCCUGAGACUUCUCGCGAUGCUACAGCACAGGAUCGAGAGUCGGUUGUCGACCAGAGGCUCGUAGAUCCGGCUGAUGCAAACAAUGCUGUUCCCUUCAAUUCAAACUCGUUCGGGUAUGACGGGAACUUCCAGCCAUCGACUUUCGUAGAUGAGCCGUUCGAUAUGGGUGACGUUGGGUUCCUGGAUAACCUUGACGGGUCGCUUUGGUGGACCCAGUUGGACACUUGGGCUUUCUCUAAUCUACCUAAUGAUCCGUCCCAGUUUUCUUUUUGA
This is a messenger RNA of Aspergillus puulaauensis, 2292 nucleotides long. RefSeq names its product Zn(II)2Cys6 transcription factor. The record is from RefSeq and is a predicted model, not a curated record. Gene Ontology annotation, cellular component: nucleus. Gene Ontology annotation, molecular function: sequence-specific DNA binding; zinc ion binding; DNA-binding transcription factor activity, RNA polymerase II-specific. Bases 1 to 2292 code for a protein of 763 amino acids. The transcript has 4 exons. NCBI's taxonomy places the organism in Eukaryota, Fungi, Ascomycota, Eurotiomycetes, Eurotiales, Aspergillaceae. Gene Ontology annotation, biological process: DNA-templated transcription; positive regulation of transcription by RNA polymerase II.